Neltuma alba is the source of this 1027-nucleotide messenger RNA. RefSeq lists its product as uncharacterized. The transcript has 4 exons. The record is from RefSeq and is a predicted model, not a curated record. Bases 403 to 840 code for a protein of 145 amino acids. Lineage: Eukaryota; Viridiplantae; Streptophyta; Magnoliopsida; Fabales; Fabaceae.
UUUUUAUGUUUUCUCUUGCUCUCUGCGAGUGAUUGAUUGAUUUCUCGAUAUUUGUAACACCUUCUUUUGCUUUUUGGCCAUGUGUUUCUUCCCCUGCGUGUUGGUUUUUCAAUUAAUUAAUUGGAUGGAUUGCGUUGUCAUGUAGCAAGAUCGCAAAUGAUCCUAAUGACUUGGGUUUGCUUUCAAGUAAUUUGGUUUGCUGAAUUUGCUUUGCCUGAUAAAUUAAGCUGCAUAUGUUAUAGAUAUGAUCUUGAUGGGCUCUGAUUUAUUACUCACUUCACGUUCAAUAUUAUGGUGCGCGCGGGUGCGUGUAUUUCCCUUUCCGGUUAACCUGGAUUUUAUAAAGAUUCAGGACAACGAGUAAUUCAUAAUGUUGAGCAGAAAAUUGAUUUAUACUGAAGCAUGAGACAAAAAUUGGACCCUGCAAACCGUUAUGAAUCAGAUCUAUGGAGCAACAAACUAUAUACGACCUGUUCUCAAGCUUGGUGGCAUGGCACAGGGCACGGUGCCUUCUCUAAAGAGAUGGCAGGGCAAGUCAAAAUGAAUUCUUUUGUGCCGCAUUGGGAUGGUAGUUUUGGGAACCCGACCAAUACUUCACACGCUAUGACUUUGCUGGCUGAAGGGAAGGAAGCCACCAAAGAGAAAGGUAGAGAAAAGUAUCAAGAGCAUCAACAGCAGCAAUUUGCUGUCCGUACUAUGCCUUCUACAGUAAAUGAAUUUCUUGCGCCACCUAGACAGCCGGAGCUUGUUGGCCAUUCAACAGCAUGCGCAUCUUACCCUUAUCCAGAUCCACAGCAUAGGGGAGCAAUUCCUACUUUUGGACUUCAGCCUUUGGUAUGAAAUAUGUGGCCUCUUAUUUGUUAUUUCAUACUUGUUAUUGUGCAUGUCAAAUAGUUCAUUAAUUGUCUGCUACUGCUACUCCUACUCAUGUUCAUUUCCGUGCACGUUAUACUAGCUACAAGUAGUAAUAUGCAACAUGCAUGCAUGUUAUGCUGACCUUUAUAUGAUGAUUAACACGAUUUUUAUU